This is a messenger RNA of Sapajus apella (tufted capuchin), 6898 nucleotides long. RefSeq names its product purinergic receptor P2Y2 (gene P2RY2). Gene Ontology annotation, cellular component: plasma membrane. Gene Ontology annotation, molecular function: A1 adenosine receptor binding; G protein-coupled purinergic nucleotide receptor activity; G protein-coupled UTP receptor activity. The coding region runs from base 5119 to 6252 and encodes 377 amino acids. Gene Ontology annotation, biological process: blood vessel diameter maintenance; phospholipase C-activating G protein-coupled receptor signaling pathway; positive regulation of mucus secretion. The transcript is spliced from 4 exons. NCBI's taxonomy places the organism in Eukaryota, Metazoa, Chordata, Mammalia, Primates, Cebidae. The record is from RefSeq and is a predicted model, not a curated record.
GGGAGGCCCUGGCACAAAAGGCUUGUCAUCUUUUCUCCUCUUCUUCCUACCUUGGGCUGUCUUGGAGUCUGGUCAGAGGGGUUGGGGAUCACUGUGGGCAACCCUCAGAAGUGGCUACACUGUGGAGCAAGGCUGUGGCUUUUCUGUUCCUAUCUCUCUCCUGCCCAGGUUACAUGGGGCUCUAAGGCUGUGGAUCCCCCCAAGGACCAGCUAAGAAGGUAUGAGGAUAUCACUAGGGCCUCAUGAGUGACCCCAUGAAAGCUUUGACUUAGUGGCUAAAGUCUUUAGAGAGGCCAUUGUCCCUCUCUAGGUGUCAGUUCUGUCAUCUGUAAAUUGAGAAUGGUGAUCCUUGCUUCAAGUGCAAAGUUGCUAUGAGGAUUCUUAAGCUACUGAUAGAAGAGCUUUAUAAGCCUUAAAGUGCAGUGCAUGGAGGAGGAGUGUGAUACUCAUAGACUUAAAUCCACUUUGAAGAUUAUAAGAGAACACAGGUGCAAUAGCAAAGGAUUGUGCUCAUUAUUGAAAUUUAAUUAUUGAAUGCCUUCCUGCCCCACCACCUCUGCAGAGACGGCUUAACCAGUAACAAUUUACGACAAUCUUUUGUCCUCCCACAGCCCUGUGAGCCCAAUUGUGUUUCCAUUUCGCAGAUCAGGAAAUAGAGGCCUGGAUUGUGUCUUGUCACCAGGCUGAGGGGAAAUCUGGGGCUCCUGUCCACCUGGCGGCUUAGCCCUCCCCAUCUGAGACAGAAGCCCUGUCGGGGUCCUGGUCUUCUGGCUCCCAGGUCGAGGGGAGUUUGAAUUCUGCCCUGGGAUCAUGCAUUUGGGGUUUUCUUGUGGCCAGAUUACCCAACUGCUGAUAAGAUAAUGCCAGCUGAGACCUGCCCACAGGGCCAGAGAAGCCUUGUUGAUCUGAUGAGGGAAGUGGGGGUUGCCCCUCAUGUCUUCUGCCCAAACUGCCUCUCCCCAAAGCGCUUUCCAUAGGCCUGCCUGGUGUACCCUCUGAGCCACACCUUUCUCUUGGGUGCUCUUAGGUGGUCAGGCCUGGCCUCUCCUUAUACUGGGCCCUGAUGGGAGGAGGCUGGCUGUGUGGGCCACUCUGACCUCUGUACUCAUCCAGAGGCCAGUCGCAGGACUAGGCUAGGCGGUCCCUGCUUUCUCUCUUUGUACCCAUCACCCAGCACAGGUUGGGCUCAGAGCAGGUGCCAGUGGGUAUCUGGGAAAUGAGUGGCCAGGUGGGAGUAGCCACGCAGCAGAAGGGGAGGCUUUGCUCCAUGGAGAGCCACACUUGGUUCUGGAGCGGUGGAGUUCUUUCACCCUUGUUACCCCAUCUCCUAGGCCUGAGUCUUUCCUGGUCCAAGAUGAGUAGCGGGAGUGUCUGCUAGGAGGGCGAGCAGCCUGGGCCCUGCGGAACAACUCCUUGGCCCUCUACUCUGGUACCUUGUCACUGUCAGCAUAGCUCCUGGGUGAGAGGCCUGGGUGCUGGAGCAAGGGAAGAGGGCUUCCCUCAGGCUUCUGGGACCCACGUGGCCUCUCCCUCCCCAGGUCUGAGGAGAGCCUCUGAGUGUGGGCGUGGCCUCCUGGUGAGUGCCCAGCCACCCAGCCCUGGCUUGUAGGAGAGGGACUCUUGCUGUGGCUGGACACUUGCAGGAAAUCCAGGGCCAAGGGACCUGCUCCUCUCACAGCACCACCGUAUGUGUCGUCUCCUCCUUGGUCUCUCUCCCUCCAGACUCCCUGUCCCAUCUACCUUCCAUAUGGCGCCAUCUUUGUAAAGGUCAACUCUGACCACAUCCUUCCCCUCUUAAGCCUUCCAUGGCUCCUCAUUGUCCUCAGAAUAGUGGCCAAGCUCUUCGGCCUGGCAUUUGAGCCUUUUCAUGUGAAUUCUUCAUUCCCCCCACCACAAUCCAUGCCACCUCACCCUCCACAGCAACCACGGAAGACCUGCUGGCCUUUUCCCAGCAGGUCACACUUUCAUCCACCAAGUCUUUGCUCAUGCCUCUUCUGCCUUCACAGCCUGCCUCCCUCUUUGUCUAUCUAACAAACUCCUAAUUAUCUAUCGGGUUCCAGCUCUUAUGACCCGUCCUCUGCAGAAGCACUCCCUGACCACCUCCCCAGGCCAGGUAGGAGUUGCUGUUCGCUCCAUGGCCCCUGGGCUUGCCUUGGUUGUGGUUUAUUCACCCAAGUGGAUUUGGUCCCUGUUUAUAUCUCUUUCCCCAAUCAGACUGGGUACUCCUCAAGGGCCCAGCAGAGUGUGAUGUGAGGCCGGGUGUGGCUGGGUGCACCAGAGCACUGGCAAGUGUUUGCUGGGACUUUGUGGUUGCUGGGAAUGUGAUUUAAGAUUGCAUUACUCUUGUGGCUCUUAGAAUCUCAAAACCAAAGGUUAUCAGGAGCAACGAGUGAUAGAAUUGAAGAAACACUGAGCCUUCACACGCGGAGCCAGAGCCCCUCGGAAUUAGACUGUGAGAAUCAGUGAACUCAGAAUCCUGGAGGCACCUGGAGUGAGGCCAUCUCAGAAUCACAGACUUGCACGGUUCCUGAUCAAUGCUUUCAUCCCCCUUUCCAUCUUGGGUUCUCCAUCCACCUUCUUUCCUCCCAAGCUGGACCCUUCCUGCUCCUCCUCAAAUCUCAUUAUAGCUCCCUCCCAGGGACAAUGCCUGACUGGUCUGACCAUGACCUCUGUCCCUCUGCUGGGGACACCUAGGAGGGCCUCCUUGGCGAGCAGUGUUGUGGGCUCCUGAAUUUCAGUGUCUUCCUUCCUGUUGUGACAGGCAGAUGCAGCCUCCACCUCAGGACAGUUUAUGAUUUAUUAGUGCCAUGGUGCACCCACCUGCCCCCUUGUCUGAUUCCCCAUGAGCUGUCCUGUGCAGCGGCGAUUCUCCCCAUCUGAGCAGUGAAGAAACUGAGGCUCCAAGAGGGGGGCUGACUUCACCAAGACUGCACAGCAUGGGUGGUUCCAAGUUAGAGCCUGAACCCAGGGUUCUUGCCUCUUGAAUCUGGAGGCAUUUGGCUGUGACAGGUUGGGGUGGUGGUCCAGGACACUGUGGUUUAAGCCUGCUUAAUUUAGUAGCAUGGCUCUGUAGCCCUGUUCUGGGCUGUGCUUGGUUGUAGGUGAGAUGGGUGGUUUGGGGUUCUGCUCUGGGUUGGGGGUGAGGUUGUCAAACCCACACUGAUAGUAAUUAGAACACCAGACCUUGAGUAAGGCCCUUCCGCUUUAGAUCUUUCUGAUCUGUAAGCCUGGCUGAUCUGAGACUCACCUACUCAGAUGCUGCUCUGAGCUCGGCCUUGGUGAGUGGCAUCCACAGCCAGGAUCUUGGGGGGUCCCCGAGAGAGCACCUGGGAGGGGGUACAGAGCCCAAGGGCCUCAUGAAGAGAAAGCCUCACACCACAAAGGCACCAGCUGAUAGCAUCUGAGGUUACCCAACAGCCAUUUCCACUCCCCGGUGCUCCCGGUGCAGAAGCGUGGCAGGCCAGGCAGGGGGCCUGCUGGCCUUGGGCCCUUGAAGGACAUUUGGGAGGAGUCGGGGGUGACUUCUAAGCUCCUCAGCCUGUGCACUCCAGCCUUGCCCUCUUCACUCCCCUCAAGCCACCAGGGUGAUGAGCAGUUCCUCACACGUGUCAUGUCCUCUCUUGUUCAUCCUCACUCUGCUCCUCCUCCCUCUCCACCACCUGAGUCCUACUCAUCUUCCCAAAUGCAGGUCAGGUGCUCUCUCCUCCAGGAAGCCUUCCCUCAUCACCCCUCCAUUCUUGUGAGGCGCCUCCUUGGCUUCCUCCAGGCCUGAUCACCUGUGUUACCUGCCUGUUUCCAAGUGUGCCUCCCCUGACUUUGAGAUCUAACCCAACUCAUAGUCCCCAGGUGCCCUGCUCAACUAUGGGCAUAGAUGUGACAACCUUUGUGAAGGGUGAGUGAGUGAGAAAGUGUGGUAGGUAUCUGGCUUCUGCUGGGGAAUCCCUGGUCUGGCUUCCCCCUUCAGUGUGGGAAACCUGAUCUGUGACUAUUCUGGUUGUGGCCUUCCUAUAGCCCCUGCCCGUAAUUCCUGUGAGGCCUCCUGCCUUUCAUGUCUUCCUGAGAUACCCCCACCCUCCCUACCUUCUUUACCUGCUGAAAUAUUCUCUCUUACUAUUUCAUAAAAUGAGUCUAAAUCAUCUUACUAGCUCAACAACCCUCUGAGGCAGGUACUGUCCUGUUAUCAAGAGCAAAUUGAGAUCUGGGUUUUGGAGUUAAGAGAUUUGUCCAGGUCUUACCACUGGGAAGAGCAGAACUGGGAUUUCCCACCUGCCUAGUGCCCUCUCUUGCCCCCUCGAUGUAUUUCUGGGACCAGGUCCUCUGUUUCCCCUCACAGCACCCCAUCUCCGGCAGAGACAGGCAGCAGGGGUCUCCACACAGUGGUGACAGGACAUUCUCCCCUACCAGGCUAGAUGGGGUCUGCCACCAGGCAGAGAGGCACAUUCCAGAGCCACUCAACUGGAGGAGCUGGAAUGUUGUCCAACUGCCCUGGAAAUUCCGCAGCGGCCUGGGAGCUGCCCAGCUCCUCCUCCUGAUUUGGGCCACACUAGCCUAGAACCAUAGAGAGAAGACCCAGAUUGGAGUAGGGACAGAGCCAGGUCAGGGGGCUAGAGGUCCUGAGGUCCAAAGCAUGCUAGGCUUGGCUUUGCCCUUGACUCACUGGUGCCCUUGGGUAAGACCUUGAGCUACCCCUUUCUGGCUUUAGUUUUUCUACCUGUGAGAUGGGUACAAUAGCCACCAUGACCUCCUCACACUAAGAAACCACAUGACUGCAGUGUGAAAGCUGAACAGACCUGGCAGGGGUGGAGGCUCGGAGGACAGUGAGGAGGCUGGUGCUGUGGGCUGUGGGAGCACGGGCCUCAGGCUGCAGCGCAGGGACCGUGUGGUGCAUGUCCAAGGAACUUCACUGGUUGAACUGAUAGGACUUGGAGCCUCUUGGGGCAGCAGCACGGCCUGCCCAGAAAAAUGUUGGAGGCUGGGCGUGGCCCCAGGCCUGGGGACCUGUUUUUCCUGUUUCCUGCAGAGUUCCCUGCAGCCCGGUCCAGGCGUGUGCAUUCAUGAGUGAGGAAUCCGAGCAGGUGCUGAGCAUCCUGACCUGGAGAGCAAGGGCUGGUCAGGGCGAUGGCAGCAGACCUGGACCCCUGGAAUGGCACCAUCAAUGGCACCUGGGAUGGGGAUGAGCUGGGCUACCGGUGCCGCUUCAACGAGGACUUCAAGUACGUGCUGCUGCCUGUGUCCUACGGCGUGGUGUGCGUGCUUGGGCUGUGUCUGAACGCCGUGGCACUCUACAUCUUCUUGUGCCGCCUCAAGACCUGGAAUGCCUCCACUACCUAUAUGUUCCACCUGGCUGUGUCUGAUGCACUGUAUGCGGCCUCCCUGCCGCUGCUGGUCUAUUACUACGCCCGCGGCGACCACUGGCCCUUCAGCUCCGUGCUCUGCAAGCUGGUGCGCUUCCUCUUCUACACCAACCUUUACUGCAGCAUCCUCUUCCUCACCUGCAUCAGCGUGCACCGGUGCCUGGGAGUCUUACGCCCUCUGCGCUCCCUUCGCUGGGGCCGGGCCCACUAUGCUCGCCGGGUGGCUGCGGGUGUGUGGGUGUUGGUGCUGGCUUGCCAGGCCCCCGUGCUCUACUUUGUCACCACCAGCGCUCGCGGAGGCCGUGUGACCUGCCACGACACCUCGGCGCCCGAGCUCUUCAGCCGCUUCGUGGCCUACAGCUCAGUCAUGCUGGGCCUGCUCUUCGCAGUGCCCUUUGCCGUCAUCCUUGUCUGUUACGUGCUCAUGGCUCGGCGGCUGCUAAAGCCAGCCUACGGGACCACGGGCGGCCUGCCUCGGGCCAAGCGCAAGUCCGUGCGCACCAUUGCCGUGGUACUGGCUGUCUUCGCCCUCUGCUUCCUGCCCUUCCACGUCACCCGCACCCUCUACUACUCCUUCCGCUCGCUGGACCUCAGCUGCCACACACUCAAUGCCAUCAACAUGGCCUACAAGGUCACCCGGCCACUAGCCAGUGCCAACAGUUGCCUUGACCCCGUGCUCUACUUCCUGGCUGGGCAGAGGCUCGUCCGUUUUGCCCGAGAUACCAAACCACCCACUGGCCCCAGCCCCGCCACCCCGGCUCGCCGCAGGCUGGGCCUGCGCAGAUCCGACAGAACUGACAUGCAGAGGAUAGAAGAUGUGUUGGGCAGCAGUGAGGACUCAAGGCGGACAGAGUCCACGCCGGCUGGUAGCGAGAACACUAAGGACAUUCGGCUGUAGGACCGGAACACUUCCGGCCUGCGCAGGUUUAUAUUGAGAAGAUGUAGGGGACCAGGAAUUGUGCAGAGGGCACGGUCUCCCCAGAUAUGGACCAUCAGUGACUCAUGCUGGAUGACCAAGGAAGCCAUGACCCCAUGCGCUGUCAUUUGGCAGGGGAUCAGGAUAUUCUCCAGAGUCAGCUCUUCCCAUAAGCCCUAGUCAUUAUUUGUGUGUAUGAGUUGGGGUAAUUAAGUUUCAAGAAAGGUGAGAGUUGAAAGUCAGUGACACUCCUGGCCUGACUCCCACACAAAUAGCUGGCUGUACUGCCAAGGUACCUAGGUAGGAGUUCAGUCUAAUCAAGUCCAAUGGAGAAACAGGCCCCGAGAGGAAGGUGGCUUACCAAGGUCACAUACCAGUCUGGAGCUGAGCUACCUGGGGUGGGGGCCAAGUCACAGGUUGGCCAGAAAGCCCUGGUAAAUAGUGAGGGCUGAGCUCGCACAGUGGUCUGGAAUGAACUGGGUGUCACGGUGGACUCAGCUCUGAGGAGUACCCCCAGCCCAAGAGAUGAACAUCUGGGGACUAAUGUCAUAGACCCAUCUGGAGGCUCCCAUGGGCUGGGAGCCAGUGUGAGGCUGUAACUUAUACUAAAGGUUGUGUUGCCUGCUGA